UCUCUUGUCUAUAUGCUAGUAUGGUGUUUCAAAUUCAUUGUCUAUCUAAAUAUCCAAGCACCUCAGCUAUCUCAAUUCUUAAAACACUUUUUAGGUGCCUAGUUCUACAGACUAACAUUAACACCACAAAUUCCAAAAGCAUACCAAAUUACAUAUAACAAAUUUCCAAUCAAUUCAAAUCAAAAGUACUCUUAUCCAACCCAAAACUUCACCACAAACAAUUUGAAUAACAAAUCUCAAUUUUUGCAAUCUGAAUUCAUUCUGACAAAUGCAAUCUCAAUAACUCAUAAAACUAAUCAAAUAUCAAAAAUAAAAAGUAAAAUGAAUAAAGAAAUAGCUCAAAAAUAACUACCAAAAACAGUUAUCCAAUAUAUAUGACAAAAAUAAAUUGCCACCAGCUAAGCAGAACAUCAAACAAAUUGCCAUACAAAUAUUUAGCUCCCAAAGUUGACAGCAAAUAUUAACUAUAGCCUAUAAACAUGUGCCCCAUGGAAAAAAUAUAAUUAGAGUGACCAAGAAUGUAAAGCCAAAACACAAAGAAAGAUUAAUUGAAAAGCAUAGCACCACAGUACUUCCAAUGCAACACUUCAGGCAUCAGGCCAUAAGCUUCAAAAAAGUCAAGCAGAGCAACAAUUUGUACCUGAAUCCGGAGUCAAGCUCUAAAAAUGGGUGAAGGUUGAAGGAAAAAAUUGAAAUACCACCAUCAGUCUAUUCAUAAUUAACAUAUCAGACUGACUCACAACAAUGAUGCAGACUGUUGCAAUUCUAAAUCUAUCGGAUGUGUAUAAAUCUCUUGCAAUUCUAAAAUGUGUUGAUAGCUACAAGUUGGAAAAUUUUAAGUAUGUAAUGGGUGACCAACAUUAUAUUAUUUCUUCAAGAAUAUCCUAAUUGUUGUCAUUUUUUUUGUUCUUGGCAGAAAAGAAGCAUGCGUAGUAAAGAAUCACAUGUAAAGGCUAAAGUGAAGCCGAUUCAUACAACUGGUACUAAGAGUCAUGCACGUAUUCGUAAAGAGAUGAAAAAACAAUUGAACAAGAGCCCAACACGCACUCAAGUCUAUUUACAAUGUCAUCAACAUGAAAGAGAAGCGGAUAUAACGAACCAAAUUAAAAGGGUUGCAACUGAGGAGGGGGACCAAGAAGACUUAGAUGAUGAUCCUGUUUCAAAAGUGUUGGAAAAAGAUCAAUAUGGUCGUGUCCGUGGUUUAGGAUUAGGUGUUAAGCCGUCGGAUGUGGGUGAUUCAUCAUACCCUCGAUUUUGCAAUGGUUUAAAAAUGUCCUCCGAUAAUGAAGCAGCAAUUAUACAUUAUUUUCGUCGAUUGAAGGGUCAAGUGCACAGAUUGAAAAAUCGAGUCAAAAUCCAAGGAUUUACUAUUACAAAGGUGAAAAUGAAGCUCCAAGAUCAUAACAUUUUUGUCUCUAAUGAGUCUAACUCUGACUGA
Messenger RNA from Chenopodium quinoa (quinoa), 1438 nucleotides. RefSeq lists its product as uncharacterized. Lineage: Eukaryota; Viridiplantae; Streptophyta; Magnoliopsida; Caryophyllales; Amaranthaceae. The coding region runs from base 926 to 1438 and encodes 170 amino acids. The transcript has 3 exons. The record is from RefSeq and is a predicted model, not a curated record.